Messenger RNA from Cladophialophora yegresii CBS 114405, 831 nucleotides. RefSeq lists its product as uncharacterized. The record is from RefSeq and is a predicted model, not a curated record. Gene Ontology annotation, molecular function: protein binding. The transcript has a single exon. Bases 1 to 831 code for a protein of 276 amino acids. Lineage: Eukaryota; Fungi; Ascomycota; Eurotiomycetes; Chaetothyriales; Herpotrichiellaceae.
AUGGAAGGUAGGUGGUCAUCAGCAUCGACAUCGACAUCAACAUCAACAUCGCUUCAGAGAUGGCAUCUCCCCUCAGAUCAGUCUGCCUCGACGUCCACAACCUCGCCACUGACUCUGCCCUCGUGGACCGGUGGUCUUCUCCCAACAGCUCUCACCCAACAGCAGCCGCCCACGAGGGCAGAAAUCGCAAGAUUCUCAGAAUCGACAAUAUACCCGGUCCAACGACGCCAGCAACUCACGCCAGACGUGCCACCUCUCUCAGAUCCAUACGACCCGUUCUUCAUUCCUCAGUCGAUCCUCUCCGCGGCGCCCGUCUCCCCUCAAUUUCAACCCACAUCCAAGAUCCUCCAGCUCCCGCCCGAGAUCCUCACGCUCAUCUUCGAGAAAGUCAAGAUCCCUUAUUUCCAGAUCUCGCUCGCCCUCACAUGCAAGACGAUGGCCCGCAUCGCGUCCCAAAAGAACGUCAUGUCCCCGUGGCGCGGCUACCGUGACAAAGACGGCCUGUUCCGCCUGCUCGAACGCAAGAACAACAAAUGGAUGCCAUCCUCGCUCGGCUUGUGUCGCGCCUGCUUCAUGUUCAGACCUAGAGACAUUGCUUUCUGGGAGAAGGAGCUGGAGAGCCCCGAGUUCGACUGUAUCUAUGCAAACUGGUACGACAUCUUCGGCUGGUUCGAUCAGUCUUACCAGCAGCAUCGGUGUCCGUGGUGUACCAUCCUGGGAUAUACGGCUUAUUUUCGAGAGGCGCAACUCAUCGAGGAUCGAGAGAAAGGACCACGUACGAGGACCCAGUCUACGUGUCCUCGUUUGGCUAGGAGAAUUGAUCGACCCUAA